This is a messenger RNA of Trypanosoma brucei brucei TREU927, 1968 nucleotides long. RefSeq lists its product as hypothetical. NCBI's taxonomy places the organism in Eukaryota, Euglenozoa, Kinetoplastea, Trypanosomatida, Trypanosomatidae. The transcript has a single exon. The coding region runs from base 1 to 1968 and encodes 655 amino acids. The record is from RefSeq and is a predicted model, not a curated record.
AUGGAUGGGCGGAUUAAAGGCCUCUUCAGAGCCGCAUGCAGCGAUACGAUGACGCCGUGGGAGGCUGCCCUUCAAGUUGUUUACACCCUCCUUGGGCCCAGUCGUAGCACGUGCGAUGUUGGGCUUUUUCACGAGGCGGUAAGCGAAUGCAUGCGGGUUUGUUUACUGCAUCGCAAAGCGUCUGAGGCCCUUCGCGUCCACGGGCUGUUGAACCGUUGUGGACACGCGAUGGAGUGGCAUCCCCGAAAGUUGCGACGCCUCCCUUCGGCAUCGGCGGGUUUAAGCCCCAAGUCGCUGCAGGGGCUUUCUAGUGAUGAACUUGCUUUAUUGGCACUGCGUCAGCAACCCCACCGCGUACAUCAAAGUAUGAUUGUGGCUGAAAUUAUAGCAGCUGAGCGUGGGGACUGUGUUGGUGAUGUUGGUAUUGAGGCUGCCGUGGCACAGUGUAGUUUGGACACUUCGUGCGGCGGUGACAGUGUUGUCAGGACAUGGUUUCCCACUAAAGGUGGUGCUGCAGGGAUUUAUUCAAUAGCAGGCUUGGAACUGACACAGCUAUCGGAAGCAGAGCAGUUCCGCAUUCAGUUUCAACAAAAUAUACAGCUACUACGCACCACGCAGCGAUUAGGUGGUCAGCUGGGUCUUUAUUAUCUUCUUUCGCAGAUGCGUCGCGUGGUGGAAGACGUCCGUCUCGCAUCUGAGGUUGAAAUUGAGCCUCUUAUAGACCUUGGUCGUGCGGUGCUGAACCACCCGCUGGUCUUCACGACACCCACAAGCGAGUUGGCUCGAGAACGACUGUUGUUUGAAGACUUUGGUCGUUUUGCUGGUAGUGAGGGUUUGAGUAGCAUACAAGAGAAGAAGCUUGCCUCUCUUGAGGCCCUCACCGAGUCCAUGCGGCCGCUAUGUAAACAACCAUUGAAGUUUAUGCAUUGCGUCACAGCAUCGUGGGAUGCACUUUUUAUACGUCGGGCUGCGGCCACGUUGGUUCUCCCUGGCGAGGCUCACGACGUUCUACCGCGGCGUUACAGCAUGAGGGCGAGGACCGAUUCCCGAGUUGGCCAACGAAGAAGCAAGGAACCCGAGGAGAAUAGGCUAGGUGCGUCUCGAUGGACGGACCCAAACGGUGAAGUGUUUGGUGGUACAGAUAUUGAAGGUGCAGCAGAGCGCGUUGAAUUUAUUAUUCGCCGCCGACUUCAUCACGACAUUGUGGUACCCGACUCUUGUUUCGUUCUUCAACACUUUAACCGCCUGCUACAGCUUGCAAAACAUCGCGAGGUUGUUGUACCGUACUCUGUCCUCCUCGACAUCGCCCAUUCUGCGCUGGAGGAUCAGGGCUCUCGGCGUUUCCACUCACGUCGUGUGCUUCUGGCAUUGAUGCAUAACACCACCACUAAACAAACGGCACUGGAGAGUAACCGUCUGCUGAGCCCCUAUUCAAUAUCCAUGAAGGAGCACUGUGGUGGUGUUACUCUGCUUGGCCUCCAGGAUGAAGUGGCUCUAUUGGAGGAAAGUCAAGAAAGAUUCUUCUUGGCUCCUGAUUCUGCGCGGGUUGAGCCAAGUUGCUCCAACCCCCCAUUGUUGAGUGAUGCCCAUUAUGCGAGUGUGCUCGUUGCAAAGCAAUUGGAAAAGAUUGUCUCUGUAACAAAUGGGCGACUAACAGGCGAAUCGGCAUCCGUCAAGGGACAGGGCGAAUUGGACCUUUUAGUUUCAGGUGUCGUUGAAGCCAUGACGGAGGAAAAGUGGGGAAGCAACAACAGUCAAAGCUCGAGUUUUCUCAAACAUCAUAGUGACCAUAACGAAAGAAACAUAUGCGAUGGUGACGGCACUGGUCCCCCAGUGCUUUUUAAGUCAUCCCGCUUGCGCUCCUCCCGGGCACGCACACCUGUUAUUGUGGCAACAACAAAUGGGAGCACACGUCGUGCUGCUUUCAUGGUUGGGUUGCCGAUGUAUCCCUCAGUGAGUGCUGUGUAA